ACAAACGUGACAAGAGACACAUUUGAUUGAACAGAUAAGAAACAUUUAUACUCUCAUGAAUACACCACCAAUCAACCAAACCCUUCCAAUGUUUUUUAAGUACCACCAUUUCAAUCUAUACUCCUCAUGAUACAUACCAUGGAUUUCUAUAGCAAUAGAACCCUCUUUACCUUAAUGAACAAAGAAAAAACAGAACAACCAGAUUCCCCCAACAUCCACCUUCAUCUCCAAAUCCAAACCCACAAUAAAGAAACAAAUGAACAAGAUGUCCUUCCAUUUAGUCCUUCUUUCCCACAAUCACCAUGGACACUUUCUCCUCUUCAUUCUCCUUCCCCUUCAUUGCUCUACCAUUGCAUAGCCUCCCUCCAUCGCCACCACGGAAACAUCUUUUCAAUCGCAAUUUCCAAAGGUUUCGUUUUCACAGGCUCCAACAGUUCAAGAAUCCGUGUUUGGAAACAACCCGAUUGCAUCGACAAAGGGUAUCUAAAAUCAUCCUCCGGCGAUGUUCGAUCCAUUAUAGCUUACAACAACAUGGUUUUCACCACACACAAGGAUCAAAAAGUUAGAAUAUGGAACUUCAACUUUUCAGAAACCUUUAAAUCAAAAAAAGUAGCUACAUUUCCAAAAAGAAGGAAAAUAAACACUGUUCUAAACUUCAACAGAGCAAAAAACAUCACAAAAAAACAGAGUGACUCUGUUUCUUGCAUGGCUUAUUACCAUUCAGAAGGAAUCUUAUACACUGGCUCACAUUAUAAAACAGUCAAAGCUUGGAAAAUCUCUGAUAAAAAAUGCGUUGAAUUUGACUCAUUUCUAGCACAUGAAGAUCGUGUAAACGAUAUCUUAGUGAACCAAGACGAUGGUUGUGUUUUCACUUGUUCUUGUGAUGGAUCAGUGAAAAUAUGGAGAAGGGUAUACACAGAAAAGUCACACACAUUAACAAUGACACUAAAGUUUCAACCUUCACCUGUGAAUGCACUUGCAUUGAGUUCAUGUUUGAACCAUUGUUUUCUGUAUUCAGGUUGUUCAGAUGGAAUGAUAAAUAUUUGGGAGAAGGAAAGGUUGUGUUAUAGGUUCAACCAUGGAGGAUUUUUGAAGGGUCAUCGUUUUGCAGUUCUUUGUGUUGUAACGGUUGGGAACAUGGUGUUUAGUGGUUCAGAGGAUACAACAAUAAGAGUGUGGAGAAGAGAAAAAGGAAGUUGCUAUCAUGAGUGUUUGAUGGUUUUGGAGGGACAUAGAGGACCUGUGAGGUGUUUGAGUGCUUGUCUUGAGAUGGAGAAAGUUGUUAUGGGGUUUUUGGUUUAUAGUGGUAGUUUGGAUCAAACGUUUAAGGUUUGGAGGAUUAAGGUUUUUUCGGAGGAUGAAAAUAUUGAUGUUGAUGGAAAUGAUAAUGGUGAUGGGAGAGUGAAGAUUAGAGAGUUUGAUAUGAGUCCUGUUUUGUCACCUUCUUGGGUAGAGAAGAAAAUUCAGGGUAGUCCUUUUCAGUAGUAAGAAAGAAGUGAAAUAUUAUAUAUGUAAUGUCACAUUGUUGUUCUUUUCUACUUGGAUAAUAAUCAGAUUGUCCUUUGUUUUUGUAA
This is a messenger RNA of Cicer arietinum (chickpea), 1574 nucleotides long. RefSeq names its product protein JINGUBANG-like. NCBI's taxonomy places the organism in Eukaryota, Viridiplantae, Streptophyta, Magnoliopsida, Fabales, Fabaceae. Gene Ontology annotation, molecular function: protein binding. The record is from RefSeq and is a predicted model, not a curated record.